This is a messenger RNA of Colletotrichum navitas, 531 nucleotides long. RefSeq lists its product as uncharacterized. Lineage: Eukaryota; Fungi; Ascomycota; Sordariomycetes; Glomerellales; Glomerellaceae. The record is from RefSeq and is a predicted model, not a curated record. The transcript has 3 exons. Bases 1 to 531 code for a protein of 176 amino acids.
AUGUUGUGGUUGCUGUUGUUGCUGCUGAUUGUUGUUGCUGCUGCUGCUGGCGCUGUGGUCGGCGAGGAAGAAAAGGAGAGAGCUUGCAAUGUUGGCGGCGAGGGCUGCAGAGGAAACAGGCUGGGUCUUUUGAAUGGACGCGGAUGCAAUAUAAACAAGCAAGAUGUUGAGGUCUCCAAAGGAAGGCAGCCAGCCAACUGGUCAGAUUUUCCCAAUCUGUUCCUAUUCGCCAUCGGCCCAGAGGACAUCCCGAUCGAAUACAAACAAGCAUGGCUUUCUGAUGAGGUGGAUCGACGAGAGCGCAUGCAAGACCCCGUGGAUCAUACGCAGGCAACGCGCGCCAUCAAGUGCCAGGUCAUCGAGGACUGCGGUCGCAUCUUGGGACGAUUUAUCAAACCCUCGCCAGGAGACGGAACCGUCUAUGCCCGCCUCGAACGGUGCAGUCAAAAACGGUGCAGUCCUACGGCAUCCUGGGUCUGGGCCCUGGUGUGGAGGGCAGAGGAACACGCCGGAUCACGCAUUGACCUAUAA